Molecule: messenger RNA, 1560 nt
Organism: Rosa chinensis
Lineage: Eukaryota; Viridiplantae; Streptophyta; Magnoliopsida; Rosales; Rosaceae
Product: prunin 1 Pru du 6.0101
Exons: 4
Coding region: 1-1530 (509 amino acids)
Molecular function (GO): nutrient reservoir activity
Source: RefSeq, a predicted model, not a curated record
AUGGCCAAGCAUUUAGCUCUCGUUUUCUCUCUCUGCUUUAUUGUUCUCUUCCACGGCUGCUUAGCCAGUCGCCAACAAUCUCAGUUCAGCCAGCAAAAUGAGUGCCAGCUGAACCAGAUCCAAGCCCGCGAGCCCGACAACCGCAUUGAGUGCGAAGCAGGUCGGAUCGAGUCCUGGGACUACAACCAGGAUGACUUCCAGUGCGCUGGUGUCGCCGUUCAGAGAAUCACCAUUGAGAGCAACGGCCUUCACUUGCCAUCUUACACUAACACCCCACGACUAGUUUACGUCGUCCAAGGUUGGGGUCAUGUAGGAAUGGUGCUCCCUGGCUGUCCCGAGACUUUUGAAGAAUCGGAGCAAUCUGAUGAGGAACAACAGGGCCAGGAACAACAAGGGCAAGGCCAACGAGGCCGCCAGCAACAGGGACGCCGACAGGGACAACAAGAGAGCUUUGAGCAGCUAGACCGUCACCAGAGGGUCCGACGCGUCAAGGAAGGUGAUGUCAUUGCCGUCCCCGCUGGAGUCACCUGCUGGACUCACAACCACGGUAACCAACCUCUUGUUUUUGUCAGUCUUUUUGAUAUGAGCAACAAGCGCAACCAGCUUGACCAAAACCCAAGGAAAUUCUAUCUUGCUGGUAACCCACAAGAUGAGUUCAACCAACAAGGCCAAAGCCAAUGGGGACAACAAGGACAACAAGGCCGUGGACAACAAGGAAGGACCAGGCGCCAACAGCAGGGAAACAACAACAACAACAUCUUUGCCGGCUUCGACACACAGCUCCUCGCCGACGCUCUCAACAUCGACCAACAGACCGCCCAGCGGCUCCAGGGACAGAACGACAACAGGCCACAGAUUGUUAGGGUUCAGGGACGUUUCGACUUUGUCGAGCCACCACGAUCACAGAGGGAGGAAAGACAAAUGCAGGGACAAAAAGGACAGUAUGAACAGAAUGGCAUGGAGGAGCUCUUCUGUCACAUGAAGAUGAAACAGAACAUUGGCAAACCUAAAAUGGCCGACGUCUACAGCCCGCAAGCCGGUCGCAUCAGCACCCUCAACAGCUUCAGCAUGCCUAUUCUCAGGCGCCUCCGCCUCAGUGCCGAGAGAGGCUUCUUCUACAACAACGCUAUCUACAGCCCACACUGGAACUUGAACGCCCAUGAAGUCUACUACGUCAUCAGGGGCAGCGCUAGGGUUCAGGUGGUGAACGACAAUGGCGAGACCAUCUUGGACGACCAGGUCCGGCAGGGACAGCUCUUCAUCGUGCCACAGAACCACGCCGUGUUGCAAAAGGCCAUGAGCAACGGAUACGAGUACAUUGCCUUCAAGACCGAUGACAAUGCCAUGAUGAACACCAUGGCUGGCAGGACCUCCGUCCUGCGGGCACUCCCCGACGUGGUCCUCGCCAACGCCUACCAGAUGGACCGUGAGCAGGCAAGGAACCUCAAGUACAACAGGCAGGAGACCGUUGCUUUGAGCUCCUCAAGGUCUUCCCGGUCCCAGAGGAACUGGUGGCCUCUUGAUGCUUAAAUGAAUAUGAUGAUCGAAAAGUAAAAUAUG